Messenger RNA from Trichogramma pretiosum, 864 nucleotides. Its product is annotated as vitellin-degrading protease-like. Bases 1 to 864 code for a protein of 287 amino acids. The record is from RefSeq and is a predicted model, not a curated record. Lineage: Eukaryota; Metazoa; Arthropoda; Insecta; Hymenoptera; Trichogrammatidae. Gene Ontology annotation, biological process: proteolysis. The transcript has 4 exons. Gene Ontology annotation, molecular function: serine-type endopeptidase activity.
AUGCAAGUACUAGCAUCUCUCAUAUUUGUAUGCUAUUAUGCAGUCGUAGGAGAGAAAUUACCACUCGUCAAAGGCAGCGCUGAAAAAAUUGAAAAUUUACCUUUUCAAGCGCAAAUAACAAAAAACGAGUAUCCGAUUUGCGGUGGCACACUCGUGAGCAGUCUGCACGUACUUACGGCGGCGCACUGCGUGUACGACAUAGUGCAACGCUUCCCGCAUGUUUAUUUUAAAAAUAUUCGAGUCCUCGUCGGAUCGAGCUUUCACGGACAGGGCUGGUCUUACGGCGUGCGUCGCGUAUCGCAUCACCGAGAUUACGUAGACGCGCGCAUAAAUACGCCGUAUUUCAUUCCCAAUGACGUAGCUGUUAUACAGCUCGCUCGUCCGGUAGCGUUUGGUCCGACGGUGCAGCCAAUAAACCUGCCCGCGGUGGCCUACAGCGAGGUAGCCGACGGCACGCCCGUAAUCGUCUCUGGCUUCGGGAGCAGUCGGUAUCGAGCUCGUCCCUCGAUGGUUUUGAAACAAAUGUUGACGUACGUAAUGCCUCGUGACGCGUGUCAAGCGCGUUACCGCAAAAUAAUCUUAAGUAGCCACCUUUGCACGCAUCGUAUUCCGAUAAACAGAGCAGCUGAAUUCUACGACGGUACAUGCUCGGGAGACAGUGGUGGACCCCUCGUGACAGCGGAUAAGAAAGUCAUUAUCGGUAUCGUUUCCGGAGGCUACGGUGGCUGCGAGUCUUCGUAUCCAAAUGUAUUUGCAAAAGUUUCCCAUUACUUACAAUAUAUUCGUUCUGAAAUGGGUUAUUAUACGCAACACCCUUACUGGAGAAGUAUACACCCAAGUGUUGGAGAUAUGACAGCCAACUGA